Molecule: messenger RNA, 6773 nt
Organism: Aspergillus wentii DTO 134E9
Lineage: Eukaryota; Fungi; Ascomycota; Eurotiomycetes; Eurotiales; Aspergillaceae
Gene: cch1
Product: calcium channel protein CCH1
Exons: 4
Coding region: 435-6749 (2104 amino acids)
Biological process (GO): calcium ion import across plasma membrane
Cellular component (GO): voltage-gated calcium channel complex; membrane
Molecular function (GO): calcium ion binding; high voltage-gated calcium channel activity
Source: RefSeq, a predicted model, not a curated record
UGCUACUCCGUCAUUAUUCGUCCUUGCUUUAUUUCGUGGUGUUUUGUUUGUCAGCCAUCACGUUCUCUCCAGUUGGUCCUUGAACGGACCACUCAGAAACUGCCACUGUAGAGCGCAGCCCCAGUUUUUGCCCGUUAGUGCAGGCUGUGGUUGCUGCUCCGCCUGCGCAUACCGUCAAAUUACGAUUGGGGAACGAUAGGUUGCCCCCCGGGCGGAGGAUUUCCUCAAUAUUUCGCUCGUAGGGCUGUCCGGGAGUUCGCAAUUCCAUAAUUGAAUCUUACCCCCCAAGGCUUGUCGCCCGGUCUUGAGCCUCUCCCCAAGUCCCGCGCCAAAAUCAGCUCUUAUCGACGCGCUCUUGCGCCUUUUGCGCCGAAGAAUCUAAAGACCGCGCCUUGCGAUGUCUGCGGUCGGAUAGCACAUCAAUCUUGCCUACGAUGGCUUCGAAUAGCCACGAUCGCGGCAAUAACGAAGACGCCUUCCCUCCGGACCAUUCAAUUCCUUUACAAGAUUUCUCAAGAUCGACCGAUAUCGCGGCUGCGGAGGACUAUGGCAGAGAGCGCUCGGACAGCGCGGGGAGCAGAUUCCCAUCGAGACGGUCGUUUAUCGGGAGAGGAUCUUUGAGAAAUUAUGAAAGAGUCGCGGAGGAUUCCCCUGUUGAGCAGUCGACGCUAGCGAGAAACUUUCACGCUUCCAACCACAACGAUGACGAACCUCUAGUUGAGGACCCGGGGACCUUUGCCAUGGCAAUGUCGUCCUUUGGGCUCAGCUUCAACGAACCGACAAGAAGCCACGACGAUACGUCGGAACUAGACAGCAUACCCUUGGGUGCUACCAGCUCCCAUGAGCCUGAUAAUUACUUCUCACCUCCCGACGCAGACGAGGACACUGCUCCGUUGACAGACAAUAGAUACCUCCAACCUAUAAGCGGGGCCUCCAACAUCUCCAAUACGCCGCAAGAUGGGCAACGCAGUGCGCAUAGUUCCGUUCACUUCGCUGAUGGCGAUCAUACUGGUGCACGUUUGGGCGAUGAUCUACCACACUUAGAGAGCGGGUUGGGUGGUCGCAGACCUCGCGGCAGCAGUAGUGCUGGGGAUAGGUCACGUUCCUUAUCACCUUCGGCUUCUGGCUUUGCCCUGCAGCGAGCUAGUUCGAUGAUGAAGUCCAUGUCCCAGCGUGUUGUCAAUCUGAGUAACGAACCCGAGGUUGUUGAACAAUCGAUCCGCAGAGAGGAAUCCUACCAGAAUGCACGAAUGGAAGAGCCUCCGUCGCUUCCUGCCAUGGUCGAUUAUGCUCACGAUAUACCUCCUGAUGACAGACGUACGAAGCGAGCAUCAAGAAGAGCUUGGAGAGAACGCAAUAAUCCGUUUAAGGGAAGGUCUCUCGGUAUUCUAGGGCCAGACAAUCUCAUCCGAGUCUGGCUUUGUGAUAUACUGGUGCAUCCUUUCGCAGAGCCCUUCAUCUUGAUUGUAAUCCUUAUCCACACGAUUUUGAUGGCAGUCGAAUCGUCCGACGCAGUCAAGCAUACCGAACAGCCUCCGCGUUGGGGCACAUCUCCCAUUGAUUAUUGCAACUUUGCUAUUUUCAUUAUCUAUACCCUUGAACUCAUAGCGAAAAUACUGGUGUCGGGCUUACUUUUCAACCCUACCGAGUACAGUACUCUCGACCGGUCGAGUGGUUUCAGAAAAGCAGUGGCGGAAAAAGGGAAGAAUCUCAUCGCACCCCAACGGCAAUUCUCGAAGAAGGUAUCAACGGUGUUUCCAACCGAGCCACAAACUUCAAUCAUACGUACCUUCACGGGUGGCUUGAAUCAAAUGGAGCAAGAACAACAAGCGGCCGAUGACCCUUUACAAAAGCGCCGUGUCAGACUCGCCCAUCGUGCAUUUCUUCGGCACUCUUUCAACCGUCUCGACUUUAUCGCCGUGAUAUCAUUCUGGAUAUCAUUCUUUAUUUCUUUUAACAACAUUGAAAAUGACCAUAAGCUUUAUAUCUUCCGUAUGAUGAGCUGCCUUCGAUCUUUGCGUCUUCUCGCACUUACCAAUGGCACUUCUAUCAUUCUUCGGAGUCUCAAAAAGGCUGCUCCCCUGCUGGUCCAUGUUGCCUUCCUUAUAUGUUUCUUUUGGCUGCUCUUUGCCAUCAUCGGGAUCCAAAGCUUCAAGUCAAGUUUCAAACGAACUUGUAAAUGGAUUGACCCAGAUAAUAAAAGCAACUAUACUCGGAAUGACUCGGAUAGUCUUCAAUUGUGUGGUGGAUACCUUGACAAGCACAACGGGACGAAAAUGCCCUGGCUCAGAGACAAUGGUGACUGGAGCGGAUAUAGUCCAAAGGGGUACAUCUGCCCUAAAGGGUCUAUAUGUAUGGAAGGCGAAAACCCUUACGGUGGGACAGUGCAUUUUGACAAUUUAUUGAAUUCGCUGGAACUCGUUUUUGUCAUCAUGAGUUCAAACACAUUCACGGACCUCCUAUACUACAUGACUGAUAGUGACUACCUUCCGGCUGCGCUUUUCUUCGCUUGUGGUUUUCUCAUUCUAAGUUUGUGGCUAGUCAACUUAUUGGUUGCAGUUAUUACACACACUUUCCAGGUCAUUCGAGAAGAGAGCAAACGAAGUGCUUUUGCUAUCCAGAAGAUCGACACGAUUGAUAGGGAGGAUGUAUCUCCUGACAAAAUGAGCCCCCUCAAACGGUUGUACGACAAAACCGAGUGGUUCUGGGUCUGCGUCAUUAUCUUCGACCUCGUUAUUCAGGCCUUGACAAGUGCAUCCAUGGGAGAUAGUCGGAAAAAAUUAAUUCUUGACACUGAGAUCGUCGUCACCUUUGUGCUUCUUUUUGAAAUCACCCUCCGCUUUGUUUCUGAUUGGCGCAGAUUUCACAAGAAACGCCGCAACUGGUUCGAUUUGGGGCUUGCAAUCGUUACUUGCAUUAUCCAAAUCCCUGCCAUCAGAGAUUCGGGGCGCCCAUACUCCGUUCUCACUCUCUUCCAGAUUAUUAGGGUGUAUCGGGUUGUGUUGGCGUUUCCGGUUACCAGGAACCUCAUUACAGUUGUCUUUCGAAAUGCAACUGGUUUACUAAACCUCAUAGCAUUUGUGUUUCUGAUCACAUUCCUCGCGGCUAUAUUCGCAACUCAGCUUUUCCGCGGCCAGUUUGAAGAUGACGCCAGUAGCAGUAUAACAUUUGCGGACAUCUACAACGCAUUUCUUGGGAUGUACAUAAUCCUGUCGAGCGAGAACUGGACGGACAUACUGUACGAUGCGACUUCACUCACUGUUCGAUAUAAAACCUCAUGGAUUUCUGCGACCUUUUUAAUACUCUGGUUCAUUGUGGCUAACUUCAUAGUUUUGAAUAUGUUCAUUGCUGUCAUUCAAGAGAGCUUUGAUGUAUCAGAAGAUGAGAAGCGACUUCACCAAGUCAGAGCAUUCUUAGAGCAGAAACAUGUGAAUGGGCCGUCGCAAGGAAACUUGUCACUUACGAAGAUCUUCAUGCUGGGGCGUGAUACAGAGCGCUAUAAAGAUCCCCUGGAUCAUGGGCCAGCGGCCUUGGAAAUGCUACUGAAGGAUGCCGUUGUCCAGGACUUUCUUGAUGAGCAAGAUACACCUGUUGAAAGCAAUAGAAGAGAAAGCGUGCUUCCAGAUGCAACGACGGAAGAGACAGCUCAGCAACCAGGUUGGGUAUCCAAAAUGUGGACAUCGGCUUCAACGAAAGUUAUGCGUCGAGAACCAAAUCCGUUCUAUUCCAAAUUGAAAUUCUCCCGUGCAUAUGAAGAGCUGGAUCCAAAGGCAAUGGCCAGAGAGGUUGUGUCGGCUGCAGAACAAAGAAAGCGGGCGCAACGGGAGUUUCUUGUGAAACACCCAACUUACAACACGUCAUUGUUCCUCUUUGCACCUAAUAACCCCUUCCGGAAACUCUGUCAGCGUAUAGUUGGCCCGGGUCGUGGGCAUCAGCGGGUCGAAGGUGUGGACCCAUACAAGCCUGUGUGGUAUACCUUCUCUGCCUUCAUCUAUGCAGCCAUCGUUGCCAUGGUUGUUCUUGCGUGCGUGACGACCCCGAUAUAUCAACAGACACAUUUCAACAAGAACCGAAGUUGGUUUGUAUUCACCGACAUGGGGUUCGCAAUCUUGUUCACAAUCGAGGCAACAAUCAAGGUGGUUGCAGAUGGUUUCUUCUGGACUCCCAACGCAUACUUCCGCAGCUCAUGGGGGUUUAUCGAUGGAAUCGUUUUGGUCACUCUUUGGAUCAGUGUUGGCAGCGUGCUGUAUAAUGACUGGGGGAUUUCUCGCCCAAUCGGGGCAUUCAAAGCAUUGAGAGCACUGAGACUCUUGAACGUCAGUGACAGUGCCAAGGAUACCUUCCAUUCUGUGAUCAUCGUUGGAGGCUGGAAAGUCAUUUCUGCUGCUGCCGUUUCGCUGAGUUUUUUGAUUCCAUUCGCUAUCUAUGGAGUGAAUUUGUUCAAUGGCCAAAUGAUGCAAUGCAAUGACGGUGAUUUCUCCGGCAACUUGGACUAUUGUCUCAACGAGUUUAAGAAUUCACCUUACAAUUGGGAUGUCCUCUCUCCACGCGCUGUGUCAAAUCCGCCAUACGACUUUGACAACUUUGGAGACUCCCUUUUUAUUCUUUUCCAGAUUGUGUCCCAGGAAGGCUGGGUUGACGUUCAAGACAGUGUAAUGGGCAUUACCGGAGUAGGCCAGCAGCCUGAGGACUACACGGCACCCGCAAAUGGGCUGUUCUUCGUCGUGUUCAACCUGCUUGGGAGCGUCUUCGUCCUGACGUUGUUCGUAUCUGUGUUCAUGCGUAACUACACGGAGCAGACUGGUGUCGCUUUCCUGACUGCCGAACAACGAUCAUGGCUCGAACUGCGAAAGCUUCUUCGGCAAAUAUCACCAUCCAAACGCUCUUUCUUUACCAAGAACAGGCAGUGGAAGAAGUGGUGCUAUCGGGUCGCUGUCAAGAAACAUGGCCCUUGGGCAAGAUUUGUGACUAUCGUCCUCUUGCUUCACCUCACAUUGCUGUGUCUGGAAUACUACUCCGAACCCCCGAUCUGGGAAUUGAUACGAUCGGCGUUAUUUUUCGCAUUCACGUUCGUGUAUUCGGCCAAUGUCAUUAUCCGAAUGGCUGGAUUGGGCUGGCACCGAUUUAGCCGGAGUUCUUGGGAUCUAUACUCAUUAAUUGCCGUGCCUGGAACUAUGGUCGCAACCGUUCUCAGCUUCGUGAUCAAAAAUAGCCAGGCCAUUGAUAAGCUGAACAAGCUUUUCUUAGUGUCUAUUACGCUCUUGCUUAUUCCUCGGAACAACCAGCUCGACCAGUUGUUCAAGACGGCGGCUGCCAGUUUUACGGCAAUUGGGAACCUCCUGGCUACGUGGAUUGUCCUGUUCCUUGUCUACGCAAUCGCAAUGAACCAAACGUUUGGCCUCACGAAAUUCGGAGAAAACGAGACCAACGAUAUUAACUUUAGGGAUAUCCCAAGGUCUCUUAUUCUUCUUUUUAGGACAAGCUGUGGUGAGGGAUGGAACGACCUCAUGGAAGAUUUUGCGACCAUGGUACCGCCGAUAUGCACCAGAAAUGAUGAUUUUCUGCAGGACGAUUGUGGCAGUGCAGCCUGGGCUCGGUCGCUCUUUAUCUCCUGGAACAUCAUCAGCAUGUACAUCUUUGUCUCUCUGUUUGUGUCGCUGAUCUUCGAGAGCUUUUCGUAUGUGUACCAGAGAAGCAGCGGGCUAUACGUGAUCAGUCGGGAGGAUAUUCGCCGUUUCAAACAGGCAUGGGCUACGUAUGAUCCGGAUGGAACUGGGUUCAUCUCCAAGGACCAGUUUCCCAGAUUGCUUGGAGAACUUUCGGGCAUCUUUGAGAUGCGGAUUUACGAUGGCGAGUUCACGACUCGGAGCAUACUGGAACGAUGCAGAGUCGAGCCUCGUGAAUCGAUGCGUCCACAUUCGAGGGUUGUUGGGGGAGUUGAUCUCGACGAAUUAUCCAAAGCCCUGCGGAACCUUCCAGUCGAAACGAUUCGUGAACGACGACAGCGACUGAAUAUCUUCUAUGAGGAAGUGCUAGUGUCUGCAGACCCUGACCGAGGCAUAUCUUUCCAUUCUUGCCUGAUGAUCCUUGCCCAUUACAAUGUCAUCAGCGAUAGCAAGAGUUUGAAGCUGGAUGAAUUCCUGCGCCGUCGUGCGCGACUGCAACGCGUGGAAGAAGCUGUCCGCCGCAACACAGUAAUUGGCUUCUUUGAUACACUGUACUGGUCUCGCGAAUUCCGCCGACGGGUCGACCACAAGAAGUCGGCGCGGAUGAGUGGGGUGCCUCAAUUCCAAUUUACCGUACCGGAGAUUUUUGUGGAUGGCGCGCAGCAUGACGACCAAGCCGACGCGGGCGUGACGCAGGCACCUGAUGCAACAACAGUGAACAGCGAAGAGGAUCCAUCACAACCCAUGCUGUCGCCAUCGUCGCGCAGUCGAGGCAACUCCAGCCCAACAUCACGGGUGGGCAGCCUACCGCGAAUAGACACGAGCCAACCUGGUCGCAUGGCCGUGGCCGGACCAUCGACCGAGUGGUCUAGCAUCAGUCCGUCACUAUCGCCGCGGCGGGAACGGGCCCACACGACAUCAUCGUAUGGAGACGGACCACCUGAACUAGAAGAAACGCGGGGAGGAGCAGACCAUUCGCGACAGAACAGUGCGAUGAGUGUGCAAGAUGUGAUGGAGUCGUUUGAUAACUCCGCCUGGGGUGAGAGUAUCCGACGUAGCUUCACACAACGACGGUCGAAUUAGGCGAUGUAAAAAGUGAAAAGGGGU